GAUUUUGUGUGGUUGUUCGAAACAAUGUCUAGCAGUGAAACUGAAAAUAGUGAAAAAUGUGAAAAAUCAUUGAAAUCUAAACGAUUUCUACAAAAAACCAUCAGGGAAUUGAGGCAGUUGGAAGAAGACAAAUUAUUUCAAUAUAUAGAACGUCUGCACAAUCUGCUAAACCGGAAUGAAAGAAAAUUAAAAAAAUACAAAGCCAAGACGAAAAAAUUGCAAAAGCAGGUUGACGGUUUUCAAAAUUCGCCCAAAAUCAUACAAAAUCAAAUAAAAUCAACAGAUCAAAGCCGUUUACUCGAAGAAGUGACUACACAGGAACAAAGCAAAAAAGACGAAGAUCAAAAUAAGCAUUUAAACGAAAACGAAACAAGUGAUCCGAAUGAAAUUUCAGCUAAUGAUGCCUUUACUUUUGUGGACGAGAUGCGCCAAGCAGCCCAAAACGCUCAAAAUAUCAGCAACUUUGUUUACGAGCCAACAUCAGGAUUAUAUUAUGAUCAAAACUCUGGGUAUUAUUACAAUGCGGAGUACGGAUUGUAUUAUGAUGGUAACACAGGAUGCUAUUACCGUUUCAAUGAUGAGAAAAACUCUUAUGAAUUUCAUUCGCAAGUCCAGGUUCAACCUACUAAAACAAAGGAUAUCACCAGUGACAAUUACUUGCAGGACGAUGACGAGGUAAUAUUUGACGAGUUUGGUGUGGUAACUGACCAACAGAAGCUUAAAAUAUUACGCGAGGAAAAAGAGCAAGAAAAAAGAGAUAAAGAACAGCAUAAACAGAGGAAAGGCAGGACGACCACAGAGCAUAAAGGAAGUGAAAAAUCUAAAAAACGUAAGCAUUCUCGUAAACGUUCACUUUCUGGUAGUGACAUGGAGAGCGAUAAAAAAGUUAAAGCGGAUAUUGAAGACGGCGAAUUAUCAACAUCGAGCAGUAGCGGCGUCAACGAUAACAGCGAUACUAACUCAGAGGAAGACAAGCAAAAGGUACCGGUUUUUAAGAGCGGUGGUCGUUUUCAAGAUAUUGCCAAAAAAUAUCCUCCUUCUUUACGUAUAAUUGUCCAGGAGACUAAUCUUGAAGACUUAAAGGUGGGUAGCUUAAGUAUUAUUACUUAUAAAGGCGGCAGUUUAGGACGAGAAGGUAAUCACGAUGUUAUUAUACCUGAUGUCAACGUUUCUAAAUAUCACCUGAAAUUUAUAUACGACACAAAAAAAUCGGUUUAUAAAUGCGUCGACUUGGGUUCGCGCAAUGGAACUCUGUUAAAUGGCCAACGUAUGUCUGUAUCUAAAUCGGAAAGUGACUGUCAUAAUAUAGUUCACGGGAGCGUUUUGCAAAUUGGUCAAACUAAACUGUUGUGUCACGUGCACGAAGGUAACAGUACUUGUGGAUUAUGCGAACCUGGUUUGUUAAUCGAUUCAUCACGUGAAACAUCUACCGGUUCUGCUGUCGUUCUCUCGCAUAAAGAACAACUAAAGAAAUUACAGAAAAAGUAUGGCUUAGAGAAUGAAAAAUUUGUUGAUGCCAAACAACAAACUUCCAACAACUAUAAUGACAGAGCUGCUACGAGACGUUUACAUGUUGGCAGUAGCACGGAUAAAGAGAAAACUCAAACAGCCUCUGUGGACACCGAAAUCCCUAGUGACAAUAAAGGAUUCAAAAUUCUUUCGAAACUUGGCUGGAGUAAAGGAGAAGCAUUAGGCAAGACUACCACAGGUCUUCUUGAGCCCAUCAAUGUCGAAUGUAAUACCGGCACUAAAGGUUUCGGUUGUCAAGAUUCUAUUGCGGCCACAAAGUUAAGCUCAUCCGAGAAGAAGAAAUUGGAAAUGAUGAAGAAGACUCAGCAACGUUAUCAAAAUGCUGACAUAUUCGACAUUAAUGAUAAAAGUAGUUAAAUUAAUUCUACUAAAAUGGCAUGUUUGUUACCACUAAUAUAAUAAAAAAUUAUUCGAUCC
Messenger RNA from Glossina fuscipes, 1947 nucleotides. Its product is annotated as angiogenic factor with G patch and FHA domains 1. Gene Ontology annotation, molecular function: protein binding; nucleic acid binding. NCBI's taxonomy places the organism in Eukaryota, Metazoa, Arthropoda, Insecta, Diptera, Glossinidae. The record is from RefSeq and is a predicted model, not a curated record. The transcript is spliced from 11 exons. Bases 25 to 1887 code for a protein of 620 amino acids.